Messenger RNA from Racocetra persica, 403 nucleotides. The record is from the annotation of a GenBank genome assembly. NCBI's taxonomy places the organism in Eukaryota, Fungi, Glomeromycota, Glomeromycetes, Diversisporales, Gigasporaceae.
UGCACAUGUUUUCCAUGAACGACUUACACACACGAUGUUAAUAACCUUAGAAAAUGGUGAACUAACCUUAAGCAGCCUUCCAAUUUGUCAUUCUUUUGUCAUACCACCCGUUUAUGUAAUAGACACUCCUGAUAUUACCACGGAAGGAAUGAUAGAAUAUGCAGAAAUAUUAAGAAGACGUCUAACUGUUGGGACCAAAGUGAUUUCUUCUGUCUGGGACCCUGAUAAUGAACAGAAUGUCAAAAUAAGCAAUAAGUACAGGCAGAUGGAAUUGGAUUAUAAUAUGGUGAUGAAAACAGAUUUAGUGGAUUUCGAGGACACGCCUACCGGAGAUGAAUGUACUCAAGCUUCUGAUGCGCAACAACCUGAAAUUGCUAAUGUCAUCGAUGGGGCCUAUGAGAAA